Molecule: messenger RNA, 2490 nt
Organism: Myzus persicae (green peach aphid)
Lineage: Eukaryota; Metazoa; Arthropoda; Insecta; Hemiptera; Aphididae
Gene: Cpsf5
Product: cleavage and polyadenylation specificity factor subunit 5
Exons: 6
Coding region: 373-1071 (232 amino acids)
Cellular component (GO): mRNA cleavage factor complex
Molecular function (GO): mRNA binding
Source: RefSeq, a predicted model, not a curated record
AACAAAAACAAACGCGUUCCGCCAUUUUGUGCGCUUCAUGCCUUCAUACUUCAUAAGAGAACGAGGCGGCGUUUCGUUGUACGUCUGAUCUCCCAGCGUCCGUACUUCGUACUCGGUAGUCAGUAGUCAAUUUCAAAUCAUUAUUAAAACACAGCGUAGUGUACUCGUGUGUUAUACAACGUUGAACCGGUCACCAUCGAAGAAGUACCUACGUGAGCUCAUCGAUCGUGUAGCUGUCUGUUAACAAUAUAUUCUACAGGGAUUAUGUGUUGUUGACGUUAAGACGUGCGACACAGUUGCCCUUUUUAAAAUAUAAUUUCAUCACAGUCGUUAUCGAAAACCGUCAAGCUGUCGACUAACGCGGUAUCGGAAAUGGCGUUGAGCACAACGGCCAGCCAACCGGUACAGAAUAACGUCCAAUCGUCUCCGGGAUCCGGAUGGCCCAGGCGCACUGCACCAGUCAAGUCGUCUACGUGCCCGUCGCUCAACAGACAUAUAAAUUUGUAUCCUCUAUCAAAUUAUAAAUUUGGUACAAAAGAACCUUUAUUUGAAAAAGAUCCUUCAGUACCAGCUAGAUUUCAACGAAUGCGUGAUGAAUUUGAAAAAAUUGGCAUGCGCCGUAGUGUUGAAGGCGUUUUAAUAGUUCAUAAACACGGGUUGCCACAUGUUUUAUUAUUGCAGUUGGGCACAACAUUUUUUAAAUUGCCUGGUGGAGAACUAAAUCCAGCAGAAGAUGAGGUUGAAGGACUUAAGCGAUUACUAACCGAAACUUUAGGCAGACAAGAUGGUGUUCAGCCAGAAUGGACUGUUGAAGAUACUAUUGGCAAUUGGUGGCGGCCCAACUUUGAACCUCCGACUUAUCCAUAUAUACCACCACACAUAACUAAACCCAAGGAACAUAAAAGACUUUUCUUAGUUCAGCUACCUGAUAAAGCAUUGUUUGCUGUGCCGAAAAAUUACAAAUUGGUGGCAGCCCCUUUGUUUGAGCUGUUUGAUAACGCUCAAGGAUAUGGAUCUAUUAUUUCCUCAUUGCCUCAAGCACUUGGAAGAUUCAACUUCAUUUAUAUGUAAUUUAGAACUUAGCUGUAGGAUAUUUUAAACAUUUGCUGCCCAUCAAUCGUUGAACAGAUUUUUCUACGAUUUAAUGUAAUUGUAAAGUAGAUUUAUUAUCAGUAAAUUGUAUUGAAUUGAGAAAUUGUCUGACCAUUUGAAACUAUUACAUACUAUCGUCACCAUUUUAUGAAAUAUUAUAUUUACAUAUAUACACCUAAUGUUUUAAAUUAUUGUUGUGGGUUUGUAAGUGAUUUAUAGCCAUUGAUUUUUGUAAAUUACCCAAUUACCCAAUUAAUCACAGUUUGAUACUGUAUUAGAAUUUUAAAUAUCUAUCUUAAUUUUAUUUUCAUUAUCGUUGGUUGAAUAAAUACAUCGAAUCAAAUUCUCUGUACUGUUUUAUAAUAAUUUGUGUUACAGAUUAACUGGUUAUUAUUGUUCUAUAAUAAAAUUAAUAUUACACAUCAAAAUUGCUGUGCCGGUAUUUUAAUAGAUAAACACUUGUUUUUUUUCCGUUUUAUUUAUUAAUACAAUAUUCAUUGAUCUUAUAGUUUCAAACUUUGUGAUUAAAUGACUUGACAAAUUAAUUUAUUAUUUUCAACAUAGCAUUUCUUCUUCUUAUACUGACUGCCCUAGUUAGACCCAUGGUCCUACCUGAAAAUUCCUGGCCUGAUCUUAAACAUAAUAUUUUGGUUUUGUAUCAUAAUUUAAAAAAAAAUUUAAUUGUUUACUUAGGUACUAAAAAAUAUGUAACUAACAUAAAUAUACUACUAUAUUUUAAACAAUUAUACUAUCUACAACCUACUUUUAUUUAUAAUUAAUUAUAUUACCUAAGAUAAUGGUCCUUCGUAUUAUAUAGGAUAUUAAUAUAUAUUUGAAAGAUGUAUAAUGUGUAUUUACAGGGAUUAACUAAUCAUGCUAACCCCCUUUUUCUUCAAUAACGUUGUCAUUCAAAAUUCUUAGAAAUGGUUUUGUCCAUAAGUCAACUUUUUGUACAAAUGAUAUUCUAUGAUGAUGGGUGUGGAAACUAGGUAUAGAUAUGGUGGUUUGAAAAGUUUAAUUAAUAAUGAUAUAUCAAUAUUUAUAGUUUUUGUAUAAAUGGUCCAAAACCAAAGUAAUAACUGAGAUAAAUGUCUCAUAUAAGUAAAUUUACAUAAUCCAAAAAUCUAAAAAUAUUUGAAUGAAUAAAUUAUUUAAGGAAAAGUGGGGGUGAGCAUGUUCGGGUUAAUCACUCUGUAUAAGUUAUUUUCAAAAUUAACCUUCACUGUAAUCGUCUUAUAUUAUUUACUUGUGCAGUAGUGCGAUUAGUGUGUAUUGACGUAAUGUUGAUUUUCUGUAUUGCCUGUAAUCUGUAUUAUUUUUUUUAUACGUCUGUACCUUAUACUGUGUAUAUUGUGUUUUAUUUUGUCUAAAAAAAUAUGUCAAACAGAAAUAACAUAA